Messenger RNA from Porites evermanni, 5415 nucleotides. Lineage: Eukaryota; Metazoa; Cnidaria; Anthozoa; Scleractinia; Poritidae. The record is from the annotation of a GenBank genome assembly.
AUGUCCGAUUCAGAGGAAGAAACAGCGACAGAUCAUCAGCUUAAGUUUGUUCUUUUAGGAGAUGGUGCAUCGGGAAAGGUAUUUGUGAUUGUUAGUCAUAAAGUAAAGCUAUUUUAGAUGAGUGGAGUUUUGUGUACAACUGUAUCACCACCAUUUAAGCUUACAUUUUGACGUCUUUUAUAAAUGCGUACUAAUGCACGAUUUUUGGGUUGUUUUAAGACAUCCAUAUGUGUGAGGUAUUCGCAGGAAAAUUUUGACAAAGCCUAUAAGCAAACGCUUGGACUGGACUUCUUUUUGGCGAGGAUUGUUUUACCAGGUUCGUGUAUGUUACAGGUCAAAAAGAGUUUUUAAUCUAGGUUGAUCCUAAAUGUCCUUUGCCUCCUAAGGCUAGGGCAUGUACGUUUAUAUAUUUGUGUUAUGAGAUGUAUAAAACUUAAAGCUAGUUUGACCCAAAGGGGGUUACUCCGGAUUUCAAGUGACAGGGAUGAUCAAACAAUUUUUUUGGGUAGGAAGAUUUUGGCAAGUAUUUUUUUGGGUAUUCAAAACUAAUGUUUCUAUUCAGUUAAUGCUUCCUGGAAAUUUUUAUGGCGGGGAAAUUCGGCAUGGGAUUCUUGGGGGGUUAAAGUUUGGUCCAGGGAUUUUUUUGGGUUUUGUUUGAAGCCCUAGGGAUUUUUUUGGCUUAAUUAUAUUAUCAAUCCUUUAAAUGUGAAUUGUGGUCGGUUUGCUGGAGGCUGUUUGGAGAAGGCAGCGUGGCCAAGCAGUUAGAGCACUGGACUUGCAAGUCCCGCCCUCACCACUAGCUGGAUUUGUUUACGGUAGUCCCAAGUUCAAAUCCUCAACCAUGCUUGUACAUGUAAAUAGCCAGCUGGUUUGCCAGGCCAGCUGGGAUUCUUAACCCUGUUAUGUUUGAUUUGAAUUAUUUGUUUCAGUCAUUUGCUCGGCCCCACUAGCAUAAGUGCUAUAAAUGCUGCUGAGGGGAAUAAGGGAAUUAUUUAUUUAUUUAUUUAUUUAUUUACCAUAGGAAAUGUGCACGUCACUUUACAAGUGUGGGACAUUGGAGGACAAACUCUGGGUGGGAAAAUGUUAGAAAAAUAUAUUUUUGGAGCUCACGUAAGUUCUAGUUUCAGUAACUUUCUAUUUAAGUUACAUGUAUACGUAACGAUAUCAUUGCAAAAUAGAAUUACAGUUGAACCUCCAUUAAGUGGCCAUUUAAGGCUGUUAAGCAGCCACCAUCCAUUCAACGGCAAGCAAUCAAAGUUCCAAAAUUGAUUUGGAGAAAAUAAUUGUAAAUUAAACCUAUAUUAAGCAGCCACUUUUAUCAAAUGGCCAUGGCUACCUUUUGGCCAUCCCAACUGCGCCAAGAAGGUGGGUGCUUGAGGUAUGAUCCGUAGUAAAAAUCGAUAACUUUUCAAAAUUUUCAAGUUUUAGAUGAUUAGAUAGAGCUUGGGAGCAUGAAUUGAUCAAAAGUCCUUGUAAUUCUAAGGCUUACUUUCCGGCAAAUAAAAUGAACUGAAUGUAAAAAGUGAAAUAGAAAUGGCGAAAAAUCAAACUUCUAAUUAAAUCUUUUCUUAUGGUUUAGAAUAAAGUAUUCUCAAAACUGAGAAUGUUUUGAUCAAAGCUGUGUAAAUCGAACCGAAACUGUGCAUGGAACCUUGCGUUUAUUUCCUGUAAUUUAUCUCACCUAUCGGUAUAUUUCAAAGAGCUACACAAUGAGCAAGAAUACUAUUGACCAACAAUAUACAGACCGGGGGCAGCUGUAGUGUCAACUAUUACUAGUUUGUAUAUUUUUGCUAUUUAUAAGAUUACGACAGCAGAAAAUGGUCACUUUGCACUAGACAGUUAACCCUGUUGACACCUCGCACAUGUGGCAGUUACAUAUAAGCACAAGUAACACAUGGUCACCAGCAAAAUUAUGUUUGCCAUGUUUUGUUGAGGGCUGCCCUUCCCUGAUAAUGUAGUAUGACAGUACAACAUAAAACAAAGCAGUCAAAAUCAAUGUAACCAAUACAGUUUUGGUAAUACGAGAAGAAAAAUGGUCAUACGUCUCAGUAGUUUCCAAUUUUUCAAGUUAACUAAAACACAAGUCAAAUGAUUGUGGAAAAUUAUUGAUGUGUAUAAUUACAUAGAUGUGCUUAAUUCUCUCUCACUUGUGACAUGAGGACAAGACCAAGAAACUUUGUUGCUCUUCAGGUGCCACUCAGAAGGAAAAGUUACUUUUCAAGCUACAUGAACAUCAUCAGCUUUUCUUUUGCAGGCUGUAUUACUUGUUUAUGAUGUAACAAAUCAAAACAGUUUUGAUAACCUUGAAGACUGGUAUGAAACAGUGAAGAAACUUUGUGAUAAAGAUGGUUCUAGGUUGCCACACAUUGCCCUUGUAGCAAAUAAAAGUAAGUUGUAUUUGAAAAAAAAAACAGCUUUAUGUCCCCUCCUGAAAGCAAAUUAGGGGGCAUAAGACAUUUGUUCUUGGAGCCUUUUAAUGUUUGUUUUUUAAAAUGGUUAAAGCAAAUCAUAUAGUGUCAAACCCAGGCAGCCUGAUAGUUAAUAAAGACAAACACAACAAAAUGAGUAUAAAGAGGCUCAUAACUGAAUAAAUUUUUCCAGGGAUUAUUUGAAUAACACGUAGAAAACGACUAAAUUGGAAAUAAUUAUUUAUAUCGUACAAGCUGAAAACUAUGCAAACCAUGUGACCUAAUUAUUAAUAAUGAUUAAAACUUUAUUACAAUGUAAUAUUAAUAUCUUUCAGUUGAUCUGGAACAUCAGAGAGUAGUAAGAUCAGACCGACAUGGGAAAUUUGCCCAAGAACAUGGGAUGUCAAGGUGAGACAACACAAUACAUAACUUAAGAAAUAACAAUUAUAAUAACCCUGAGAAAUUAAUAUCUCGCUUAACCAGGCAUGUUACUAAGGACCGGAUACUAGGGAUUUUCCCGGGCCUUUAUGAGCAUCAUCCCCAGCUACUUUCAAAGGAAAGAAAAGGAAAAAAGAACCAAAAAAACUUCCAACAUUUAACUGUCCAAUUUUUUGCCUCCUAAUUAAAUAAUAUACACAACAAGUUGAAAUCUCAGUGACAGUCCUGCAGUUUAGUUCAUGGAGCGUCCUUUCUGUGAAAAUGUGUUUCUUUUAAAUUUCUUAAUAAAAACGUAGAAUUUUACCAAAUCACUAAACAGGGUUAUGCAACUUCACAAAUCAGGUAAAAAUUCAUUAAGUGAUUGCAAAGGUAUAGUUGUACAAGGGUGAAUUGCAGUUUAAACACAAUAGAAAUUACAGUGUGUAGAUGUUAGCUCCAUUGUAGUAUCACAGCUAGCAUGUGUCUAGUAGUGGAGUCAUCCCAUUGAGUAGCUAGCACAGCCUUUGUUUCUAUUCAAUUCUAUAAUUUUAAAUUCUGUAAAACAAAAGAAAGAAACGACAUGCUGCUUUCUUUGCAGAUUGUUUAACUGUUGUAGGCUCUGUCACCACAAGUUUUGAAUAACACAAAUACUAAAAAAAAAAAUCAUUAAAAUCAUGUGGUAAAAACAACAUUUAAAGCCUCCAACCUUGCAAGUUUAACAUGUUCAUUUACCUUUCAGUUAUUAUGUUUCUGCCAAGACAGCGGACCAGGUUAGAACACAGAAUAAUAUGUUAUUGCAUUUACAUGCAGCUGUACAUAACUACAUUUUCCUUUUUACUCAGAAGAGCACUAUGGCACUUACUUGUUUAAGCAGUGCUUAUUUAGCGGCAGCUACCUUUUGUAAAAAGCCGCAGUCUCUUUUGUGAAUUACAGUGUCUUUUAAUCUCUUUCUUUUUCUUUCUUUUGGUCAAAAACCAUAACUGCAUAAGGACAUCUAACAUAUUUGUCUCAUUUGACAAUUUUUAACAAUAACAAUAAAGCAAUGCUGGAUUAACUUCUUCAUGGUUUUUUUUUCUGAGUGCAAUGCUUAUGUGGAGCUAUAUUAUGGGCUGCACCACACAGAUCAGUUGGAAUGACAAUGGUCUGCUGUAUGGAAAGUCGUGAGUUCAAACUCCAGGCAGACUGCCAACCUGUGUUUUGCUGUUUAGGUCAAGCUGACCGUGAUUUGAGAUCUUAUCUCACUUGAGAAGGGCAAGUUGUUAAGCCACUGGCCUUGUCUCACUUGAACCCACCCAAUUGUUUGAAAGACGUUGGUCGUCUUAACUUGUUUUGUCUUUGAUUUGAUAAUAAUUUUUGACUCUUGAUGCCUUGUUUCAAAAUAAAAUUUCUUUUGAAUUCUGUGUGUCAACUUUGGACUAAUUAACAAAAAAAUAAUAAGAGAAAAGUAACAUUGCCAACACUUUGGAAUAACUUGUAAUGGUUUAGCUAAUAACUGAAUAAAAUUGUAUCAAUUUCAGAUCAGCCUCUGCUUUCAAAAAAUAGCUGCAGAAAUAUUGGGAAUUAGGUUAACAAAGAAUGAAAUGGAACAACAGUCUGUAUCCUUUAAUAAUAAUGUUCACAAUAAUUUUUAGUAAUGUUUUGUUACUUUUAUGCAUGAAAAGGUUUUGAGGGAGUCAAAAUUUUGUUUGUUUUUAAUUUUUUUAAUGUGACAUAUUUCAUUUUAAACUGUGAAUGGUCUGAACCCAGGAGUCAUUUCAUAAGUAGGUGGAAUAUGAUUGUCCAGGUGAGUGUAGUCCUGAAUAGGACUGUUGUUGACAGUGACUGACGUUUCAACAACCUGCAUAGUAGUCUUUUUCAAAGUCAAAGUGAUUUGUAUCACAUCAGUUUAUGGUAUUAAACUCUGGUUAGGAUGUGGUUAAAACUCCACAACUUAUGAUCAUUAAUAAUUUAGAGUUCAGGUAUUUAAGGGACUAACACAAAAGUUGAACUGGAGGUGGAUUCAUUUCCAUGAUACAUAUUUAUCACUGUUGCAUUCAAUAAAAAAUUCCCAAUUAUGGGCAUACAUUUGUCUAGUCCCUGUACGGCAUGUUCCAUAGAGAGACUAGGCCUUCUAGGUCAAUGCAUUUUGGUGAUGUACCAGAGACUAACAGCCUCCUCUCACUCAGACCACAAGACCCGAGACGCAUAGGGCCCCACAGAAAAGUGAGGCCUAGGGAUUAGGCAAAACAUACAUGCAGACUAUACAUGUACAUUGCACCCUAAGUAAAUUAGAAAGUCUUAUGUUAGCAAGAAAAAAGCUCAUCAAAAUCAUUGGAUCUUUGUAACUUUGUGAUUAUUUUAUUACCAUGCACGAAAACUUGGGGAUCAGAGAAGAUAGUAUGGAUUGUCAUGCGGUCUUGUUCAUUUAGGUCUAGAUGAUCAAGUUUUGACUUUAUUACCAAGAAAUUUUUGAGUUCAUUCUUAUGAUUUUCCUUGACCAUUUUGCUUUCAGAGAGUAAUCAAGGCUGACAUCAUUCAAUACAGCAACCAUGAAAUGCCUUCAAGAGCAGCGCCCACUCAAACAAAGAGUUCCAUUUGUUCACUUCAGUGA